Molecule: messenger RNA, 1236 nt
Organism: Misgurnus anguillicaudatus (oriental weatherfish)
Lineage: Eukaryota; Metazoa; Chordata; Actinopteri; Cypriniformes; Cobitidae
Source: RefSeq, a predicted model, not a curated record
AAGAAAUACCUUGCUCUUAAGCAAUCAGGAGGAAGUGUCAAGAAAUCGGACGUGUCAGAUAAACUUCUCGGUUGCAGACAAUAAAACAACUGAACACAGAAGACUACGCUGAAGCAAGAAUGUUUGCUCUUUUCUCUCUAAUCUGUCUGCUUGUGAUGCCAGGAAGAUGUAGCCAAAAGUGGGCAGUGAAAUACUCAAGCACAGUAAAAUGUGUCCUGAAGGGCUCAAACACGAUUCUGUCUGGCAAUUUCACCUAUCCUGAUGGUCUCAGUAUAACCAAGAUAUUUUGGACCAUAUAUCCAGUAGGCAAGGAGACGCCAGAUCUGUCUGAAGAUCCAAAAUUUAAAGGCAGAGUUGAGUACUUUCUGGAUAAAAACCAAAAGUUCUUUCUUAAACUGUAUAAUAUAACAGAUGAGGAUGAACAUAUAUACUGCAUCAGAAUCAAAACAGAAAAUAUUAUAAAAAAAUAUUGGGGUCGUCAUGGAGUUCAGCUGAAAGUGACAGAGCUCAGUGUUGAGAUUCCCGAAGAGGUUGUUGAGGGAAAUUCUGCAGUUUUAUUUUGUAAAACCACAUGCAACUUUACAAGCAGCAGAAAAUAUAUCUGGUACAAAAACAAAAGUCCUUUAUCAGAAUCAUUCAGUAGUAAUAAACUGAUACUGCAGUCUGUGAGCAGAGAUGAUGAAGGAAACUACAGCUGUGCCGUGAAAGGAGAUGAACAUUUGAAAUCUCCAGCCGUCACACUGAUGAUUCUUACAGAAGGAAACAACCUGGUGGCUGAGAAUAUAUUUACAGUGGGAGUGAUACUGGCUGUCAUCAUAACAUCUGUAUCUGUGAUAAUGUUGUUUGUAAUAGUGAUCUGUAUCAGAAGGAAAAGAGCGACAUCAGACGUUCAAAACAACACAAAUCUACAGCACCAUAGAACGUUGAGAGAUUCUCCUGCUGUAUGUUCUCAUUUGUCUCAGAUGGAGUCUUCUGAAGGGAUUUACAUGACCCUUGACCCCAAGACCAUGAGUGCUGAUUAUGACACACUGAGGGCUCUAUCUUACACCCGGCGCAAUGCAGCGCAAUGCGCGACGCAAGUGUCUUUCGCUAGUUUCCACCCUAAUUUUCACGUUUAGCGCCGCGUUGUUUAAAUAGCAAAUGCAUUUGCGCCCCCUUUGCGCCCAUGGGCGUUCUGGUCUGAAAAACGAGGUGUGUUCAGGCGCAUUGUUGGCGCGUUGCUAUUUUGAGGCAACU